Pogonomyrmex barbatus (red harvester ant) is the source of this 3839-nucleotide messenger RNA. RefSeq names its product apoptotic chromatin condensation inducer acinus (gene Acn). Gene Ontology annotation, biological process: RNA splicing. Gene Ontology annotation, molecular function: RNA binding. The record is from RefSeq and is a predicted model, not a curated record. Gene Ontology annotation, cellular component: ASAP complex; precatalytic spliceosome. NCBI's taxonomy places the organism in Eukaryota, Metazoa, Arthropoda, Insecta, Hymenoptera, Formicidae.
UUACCAUCUAGUAUAACGCAGGUUCGUGGUUGAUCGAGCGGUUGUACGGUGGCUCCCGCACGAACGCAAGCGAGAGAAACGGAGAAGAAUUGUUGAACAGCGUCGUCGGGAUCGCCGUUUCUCGUCGAGAGCGCGUCAUUUAUGUGUUAUCGAGAUAUUCGGCGGAAACGAGGCGUUUAAUCAGAUUCACGGACGCAGCGCAGUCGAGUUAUGAGGCGCAAAAGUGAAAGAAAUAAAGCAAAGGGAUCUCCAGAGAAGAAGAUCGAAAAACCAACUAGGAAGUCAACACGUAGGCGUGGUAGGAGAUCGCCUUCUACAUCAUCCGAGCAAGAUGUUAUUAUUGAAGACACAGCUAAAAGUACUACUCAAAUCAAGGAGGUUGAGAAGGAGAUAAGUGUGCAGACGCGCUUACAAAGCAAAGAAUUGGAACAGACACCACAUGGGUGCGAGGAGAAGGUCUCUUCCAGUGAUAUAGACAUAAAAGUGGAUUCGCCCGAAGAUGAGGACAACGGUGGCUCAGUGGUAUGGAAAGUAGCGAGAGCAGAUGCGUCGCCUGGUGAGAUACAGAAGCUGAAAUUAUGCAGGCAGCGCAACACGUCAGAACCAUCAUCAGACACACCACCAUCGGGUAGGAAAGGUGUCAAGUCAAGUAGCAAGUGGCAAGGAAGUGGUGAGGGCGUUGCAGAGGAGGCUGACUCGGCGGAUGAGCAACUGGUUUCUUGUACAAGAACGCUCAGUAGCGUUGAACAGCCGAACGAUCCCUCCUCUUCAUACCCAGGUCAGGACUCCAACGAAGAGGUAAGUGAUAGGAAGGAGAUCCUGCCUGAAACCACUUCGGCCAACUUGUUGUCUGACGAUAAACCAAACAUAGAUCAGCAUGGUGAAUCAAAUGAGGCAAAUUGCGCUGCCCAAAUCGUUGAUAUCGAACCUGGUAAGCCGGGUACAACAACCGCGCCGACUACUAGCACGAACGGCGAGGAGACCACCGCCACUGUCAUCGAUAAAGAAGAUAAAUUUGUGGAAGUCAUCGGUGAAAAGUCAACAGAGACAUUUGUCAAAGAGACUAGCGUGGAGAACGCUCGUAGAGACACGAGCAGCGAAGAUGAGGAAGAUAAGGACGAUAAGGGGAAAACGCAUCGUCCGGUGGAUUCGUCGUCUGAUUCAAACGACGAGUCACGCCCUAAAAGAAGAUCAAGUAGUGACCGUACAUCGCCACGCGCGAAUCGUAGGAAACAUCGAAACAAAUAUAGAGAUUCAUCUAAUUCAGAAACACCCGAUUCCGAAGAUGAACCAGUUGAAAGGAAGGUUUCUGAACCUUAUGCAGAGGAGGAAGAAGAGGAGGAGCAGGAAGAGGAGAAACCGAGUGUAGAGUAUACGCAAGAGAAUGAUAAAGAACAAUCGGUGUCGCCGGAAAGAACUAAUUCUCACUCAAAUAAUGUUGAAAAACUGGAGAUCGAGCAUAGUGAGAUUGUCGAGGAUAAAUCGGAAGAAAAUACGACUGAAAAAUCAGAACAAUCUACACCGGCUAGCACUCAGGUGGUUGCUCACAAACCUGUCAAAGUCAACUUGAAGAGAUCAUUUUCGACGAGGAUAUUAUCCGAAAAGAAUGAAGUGAAAAAAGACGAUAUUGAUGCAAACAUCGAUAAUGAAUCCAAUAGUCAAAACAAAGAAAAUAGCACUGAACAAGAGCCAAAAUGUGUGCCGAGGAAACGUCGAUGGGGAACCGCACUUUCCACAGAUACUGCGCCCUCGUUUUCUAUUUCAACUGAUUCGCUUAAGGCAUUGGUGCCGGGUGCAAAACCAUUAUCGAUUAAUGAAGUUCGUCUCUCCAAGGACGAUGACGAGGACAGAGAUCGGCAUAGAAGUAACGACAAACGGUACAAUUCUAGUGAUAUAACAAAUGAUAAGACAAUGGACGAUAAUUUGCAGAAAAAUGGCGCUGCUAAAAAGGGCAAUGGAAAAGUGGAUAAUCAUAUUGCGGCAAGGCGAAAGAUAUCAAUCGUAAAGGAGAUGCCACAGAUAAAAUCGCCAAGUCCACCAGCAUCUAAACCUACUAAUAUCCUUUUGAUUAAGAAUCUAGUUCGUCCUUUCACGUUAAAUCAGAUCAAGGAACUUCUUUCGCGUACUGGCACCAUCAUGGAAAACGGAUUUUGGAUGGAUCGAAUCAAAUCUAAAUGCAUUGUCGAGUAUUCCAAUGAAGAUCAGGCUUUUGAGACAAGACAGGCGCUUCAUGGGAUUUCUUGGCCUAUGUCGAAUCCAAAGAAGCUUCAUGUGGAAUAUGCUACGAAGGAAGACAUGGAAGCCGCUCGAGAAUCGUCCAAGGAACAACCGGUUGCUCGCAAAACCGAGCCGCUCUCGUCGGAUACGUGGCAACAAGAUUGGAAUCGCGACGAAAAGAUUAAUACAGCUAAGGUGACCGUGGUAAGAGAAUGGGAUUUAGGCAAGGAAGACGGACAGCAGCACAUCCGGGAGAAAGAACGUGAGAAGAAAGAGCACGAUAAGAAGCGACGAGUAAGGAGUCGAAGCCCAGCAUUGGACGCGCAUCUCUCGGCACCGGCUCGGAAAUUCAAGAAGAAGGAGGAUGAUCCGCCGCCGGCCAAGCUCCUGGAUGAUCUCUUUAGAAAGACAAAGGCGACACCUUGCAUAUAUUGGNNNNAUAUGAAAACAUUGCAGAUAGUUGUAAAGGAGGAGAUGCGACGACAACACAUGGCAGAACACGCGCGCAGGCUAGAAGAGAUGAGACGUGCUGACAGAAAUAGAGACGGUCGACGUCGACGUAGUCCCAGAAAAUAGAGAUCAGCGUAUAUCGUCGACAACAUUAAAUGUACCUUUCCUUUCCUGACCUGACUUAUCCUAAAUUUAAUUUAACUAAAAUCGAUUUCUUUCAAUCUUAGAAUCUUUCUAAUUCUAGAUUCUAUAUUUGGUUAUUGGUAUCAGAGACAGAUCCUUUUCUUUUGGAAUCGUUUGAGAAUUAACGUUUUAACAUUUGUUGUGUUCAUAUUUUAAUCUAUUUUCUCUUUCCGGUUUCUUUUUGCAUUGCCAUCUUUUCGAUCUUCUCUACUUGCCCUUUAUUUUGAGUUAUUUUCAGUUUCAAUGGUUUCAAGUUUACAGAUAUCAUCCAAUGCAUGACUAUCAAACGUCCUUCCAAUUCCUCGAUCCCUCUUUCCUCGUGCAUCAGAAUUAAACCAUACUUCUUACAGGUCAACAUUUAUCUAUCUCACAGAGAGCCAAUAACUGUAGCUCAGAUGCAGUAUAAUGGUACUGCGUGUUUGCGUCAACUGUUGAUGGCAGAUAAUACACGAUCUCUAUGUCAUGUUGAAACCACAUCGUGAGAGACUCGCACACUCGCAGCAUCCACACGGAAUAACUUUACGACGUGGGAACCUCUUUGAAGAAAAUAGACAAGACACAUUGUUAAAUGUGGAAUAGACUUGGCAUUCAUGAGAGUAAUGUUCGUUCCUUCGCUCUUUCGUCUUUUUUUUACGAAUUGAACUUUGACACAAGUACGUUCGAAUGGAGAAACGAAGUUAUACGAUGCAAUCUGGAUGGAAAACACUGUCGCCCAGAAGCGCGGAAGAGUAUUAUGAAGAUAUUGUUUCGGGUAUUGAUGGGUGAAAAACGAACUUCGUCUCUGCGUUAAGUAUUCUUCUUCGUAGUCUACUUUGGCUGUCCUGAGCUCAACAAUUACCAACUAUUCGGCUUAUCGAUAGCAGCGGCUACGUUUGGAAAUGCGUCAGUGUUUUAAUCGUGUAUAGACUAGCACAGGGCGAGGACAUGUCUGUAAAUACAAUCAAUAUUUCAUGGUAUGACAUGUAAAAUUAUUAAUAAAUCCCAAAAAA